This is a messenger RNA of Zingiber officinale, 1574 nucleotides long. Its product is annotated as probable sugar phosphate/phosphate translocator At3g11320. The coding region runs from base 179 to 1309 and encodes 376 amino acids. Gene Ontology annotation, molecular function: antiporter activity. The record is from RefSeq and is a predicted model, not a curated record. Gene Ontology annotation, cellular component: Golgi apparatus. The transcript has a single exon. NCBI's taxonomy places the organism in Eukaryota, Viridiplantae, Streptophyta, Magnoliopsida, Zingiberales, Zingiberaceae.
GUCGCCUGAAUCCACCACCGACACCGUCAAGCAAGCUCAAGCUCAAAUCUCCUUUGGUUUGGAUCCUCUCAAUUUCCCGCAGGAUCCAGACGAUCCAAAAGCAUCACAUUAAUAUGAGACAGUGAGUGAGUGAGUGAGAAAGGAUAGUCCUCACUGCUCACUGAGCAGAGCAGAGGCCAUGAUGGAUUCCGGCGGCACCACCACUCGCCGGAGCAGCAACCCCGCCCGCCUCGACCCCACCGCUCCGCUACUCCUCGACAUGCCGACUACGCCGCCCGCAAAGCAGCCCAUCUCCUCCUCCUCUGCCUCCUCCUUUUCCUCCCUUCUAUUUCUCCCUUUCUUUUCCUCCUCCUCUUCUUCUUCUUCUUCUUCCUCCUCCUCAACCGUCUUCACCGCCUUCAUUAUUGGCGCUUGGUACUUCUCCAACAUCGGCGUCCUCCUCCUCAACAAGUACCUGCUCACCGUCUACGGCUUCCGCUUCCCCAUCUUCCUGACCGCGCUCCACAUGGCUGCGUGCUCGGUCUAUGGCCUCGCCGCCGUCCGCGGCCUCCGCCUCGUCGCCUACCAGCCGCUCGCCUCCCGCGCCCACCUCCUCAAGGUCGCCGCCCUCGCCUCCAUCUUCUCGCUCUCCGUCGUCUCCGGCAACGCCUCCCUCCGCUUCCUUCCCGUGUCGUUCAACCAGGCCGUCGGCGCCACCACCCCCUUCUUCACCGCCCUCUUCGCCCUCGCCCUCACGCGCCUCCGCGAGCCGGCCGCGGUCUACGCCGCCCUCCUCCCCGUCGUCCUCGGCAUCGUCCUCGCCGCCAACAGCGAGCCGCUCUUCCACCCCCUCGGCUUCCUCCUCUGCCUCGCGUCCACCGCCGGCCGCGCCCUCAAGUCCGUCGUCCAGGGAAUCCUCCUCUCCUCCUCCGACGUCGAACCCGCCGACAAGCUCAACUCCAUGAAUCUCCUAAUGCACAUGGCCCCCAUCGCCGCCGCCAUCCUCUUCCCCCUCGCGCUCUGCUACGAGCCCGGCGUCCUUGCCGCCGCAGCCGGCAAGAUCCGCGCCGACCCCUCCCUCGCCCUCCUCCUCUUUGCCAACGCCACCGUCGCCUACCUCGUCAACCUCACCAACUUUCUCGUCACCAAACACACCAGCGCACUCACUCUCCAAGUGCUAGGCAACGCCAAGUCCGCCGUCGCCGCCCUUGUCUCCGUCCUCGUCUUCCGCAACCCCGUCACCGUCAUGGGCGUGCUCGGCUUCGGCAUUACCAUAGCCGGCGUCGCCCUCUACAGCGAGGCCAAAAAGAGGUCCAAACCAUCAUCGUAAUCGAAUCCAUUCCGAAGAAAAAACAGAGACAAAAAAAUUUGCAAAAUUUCCAUUAAUCGAUUGGCGGUGUCGUCAUUUCCAUGAUAACUUUGAUCUCUGUCUCUUAAAGCAUAAGGGAUAAGGACGGAGAAUCUAUUCCAGGAAACACUUCCUUUGAUCACAAGAUUGGAAUUUCUAUUUUCUAUUUUUUUUUUCAUUUUCCUUUUGGCAAUUGUUACAAUAAAAAUUGUUCUUCGGCCAAUAAAUUAUUUCUAUUAUGUUCCUA